CAGGUUCCUCUGCAGCCCAGAUGAGAUAUCCUGAAACCAGUAGCAAAUAACGAUGAAACUCAGCCAGUGACACCAGGAAAAAUGAGUCUGCGCCAGGGAAGAGAAGCAUUACAUCCUCAAACUAAAGAGUUAGUCCAUUCAUCGCUCAGUCCUGGAAUUGGCAGCAAUCAUGGGUCAACCUAUUUCGAUUGAAAAAUCAUCACGUGCCACUCUUGGACUGCACCUUAAUUCGGAGGUGAAGGGGCUGAUUGAAAGAAAUUGAGCUUGGUAUAAAGAUCAUUAUCCUGAAUCUUCAACUCCGUCAAGUGAAUUGGUGAAGGAACUAAAUUCACUGAUGGGCAUAGAAAUGCCAGUUUGUGAAUGGAUUUCACAGGAGUGGGCAGAAAUGAUUAAUUGUGGUUUGUAUUUUUGUUAUGUGGCAUGAUGUGUGUUCUGAAUCCAAUAGAAAAGCAGAUUAGAGGUUUGUGUAAUUCAGUCUAAUCAUAAUAGCUGUUUAAAGGGUAAGUGUGCUCUGAAUUCACAGGAAAAAAUAGAAAGUACUUGGCUGUGUUGUUGUGCAUUUAGCAUCCUAUGGUCUGUUUACUAAGAGAAGAGUACAUUGGCUCGUCUUGUUCACAAGGACCAGCACUUCCCCUUUAGUUGCUCACUCAGUCAUCAGUAGGCUCACGGCUGCAAUUGCUACAACCUCUACCUGAGCAGCACAGUGAUCUCAGUUUAUGGGAAAACCUCUGACUUAGAACGACUACAACAUGAAGCAAGAGGGUCUGAUACGCCGCAGGUUUUCCUUGUGUGCUGGGCUACCAGGUGUGCUGUCAUCCCGAGUCGAUGGACGAAAACUCAUCAGAAAUGCAUCAUUUGGUGGCUAUAAUGAACUUCCUGCAAUACUGCCAGGUUUGGACAAAGGGAGAGAUGAUGCGUCUCUCUCAAAGGAUGAUGCUACACACACAAUAUCAAAAAGCAAGUCAGAAUCCAAGCUUUACAAUGGAACAGAAAAAGAUCUUGUCUCACCUGGGAGUAAACUCACAAAAAAGGAAUCUCUUAAGGUUCAAAAGAAAAAUUACAGAGAAGAGAAAAAAAGAGCCACAAAGGAAUUGCUCAGCAGUAUUACUGAUCCUUCUGUAAUAGUGAUGGCAGACUGGCUAAAGGUGGGUGUGAUAGGAGCUCCAGCUGAUGCUUAUUAA
This is a messenger RNA of Rhincodon typus (whale shark), 1181 nucleotides long. RefSeq names its product oxysterol-binding protein-related protein 8-like. Lineage: Eukaryota; Metazoa; Chordata; Chondrichthyes; Orectolobiformes; Rhincodontidae. The transcript is spliced from 6 exons. The record is from RefSeq and is a predicted model, not a curated record. Bases 750 to 1181 code for a protein of 143 amino acids.